Molecule: messenger RNA, 1031 nt
Organism: Sinocyclocheilus grahami
Lineage: Eukaryota; Metazoa; Chordata; Actinopteri; Cypriniformes; Cyprinidae
Exons: 5
Coding region: 88-816 (242 amino acids)
Source: RefSeq, a predicted model, not a curated record
UGACGUGGAUCACAUGACUGUGACGUCAUCGACACCCAUCUUUCAGUUCAGGUGUUUUCUGGGAAUGAAACUCCUGCGUGCUGAAAGAUGGGAUGUUGUUUCUCCUCUCCCGAUGGAGAGAACGAGAGAGAACCUUUGCUUCAAUCCAGCAAUAAAACACAAACUGAAUCUGCAAGACCACCACGACCUGCAGCUAAUGAAUCUGCAAGACCACCACGACCAGCAGCUAAUGCAGAUGGAGUUCAGAAGAGCGGCAGCUUUACUGCUCGUCGUGUUGGCGUUCCCGGCCUCGAUGAGCGUUUUACUGACGUUGCUGAUACUUUCAACAAACAGCAGGACCGUUAUGAAACGAUGAAGAAUCAGCUUCAGACUCUUUCAAGCCACUUCCACUGCCCAAGUAACGACAGUCUGUCUCAAUGCCUGAAGAAAAUCAAGGAGAAACAUGAGCUCUGCCACAUCAGUCUGGAGGUUAAAGGAUACGACUUCAGUCUGAUGGUGAGAUCAGAGGCCGAGAUCCCCAGCGAACUGAAGCGGACGCAGGAGAACGUCACCGAGCUGAGCCGAGCCGCCAAAGCCAUCAUCUCCGUCAGCACUAAACUCAACGAAAUGAUCGACUCGCUUCUGAGAGCCGAGGACAGCAUGAUCAAUCAGGUCGAAGCUGCUGAAUCCAGACACCAGGAGCAGAGGAGGCUGGUGGACAACCUGCGGGAAAACCUCAGAGAGGCUCGGAGAGCCAAAGAGCUGAGUCCGAAGUACAGGAAAGAGGCUGGAAAUCUCCUCAAUGAGGCCGCAUUGCUCUCUGCAAUCACACCGUGAACUGACUUAGUCUCUUAGCUAUUAGCAAAUAUGAAGGAUUCUAUAAUGUUAAACAGUGAAGAGAAGACUUUAUCUCAAAACAAAAGUGAGAAAUUGCAAUGUUGCAACUGCACAUAUACAGUGGCAGUACAAAUAUACAAGAUGCAUAAAAUAAUAUUAGAAUUAUAAAAAAACAGAACAUGCAUGUAAUGCACAAAUCCACAUGUAAAUAUGUC